Helianthus annuus (common sunflower) is the source of this 1859-nucleotide messenger RNA. Its product is annotated as putative F-box/LRR-repeat protein At3g58920. Lineage: Eukaryota; Viridiplantae; Streptophyta; Magnoliopsida; Asterales; Asteraceae. Gene Ontology annotation, molecular function: protein binding. The record is from RefSeq and is a predicted model, not a curated record. The transcript has 4 exons. Bases 205 to 1743 code for a protein of 512 amino acids.
GUUGUUUCAAUAAGCUUACCCAAACAUGCCCUUAAGUUCCAUUCCAAUCGUUCUUCUGCAAUCAACGAUCUCCAGAUUCCAAUUGACUGUACGUCUGCAAUCAGUGAUCUUCUCCGAUUCCAGUUCGUUUUUUCGUCUACAAUCGUUCUUCUGCAAUCGAUUCCAAGUCUGUCACAGGAAACCCUAGCUUUUGGAACUGGAGAGAUGGAUCGGAUUUCACAACUUCCUGAUUUCAUUGUUCAUCACAUACUCUCGUUUUUUGAUAAUUCGAAUGGCCCUCCUGUAGAGCUUGUUCGAAUGAGUGUUCUAUCUAAGACCUGGUUUCACCUAACCGCUUCUUUCCCAAUUUUAGAUUUCAGGAUGUACAAUUUUAGACCUCAAGAGCAAGAACAAGAAAGUUUUUAUAAGUAUGUUGUCUAUACUACUUCUAGAUUCUGCCAUCAAAAUGUCACUGCACACAGGCUCAAGCUCAGUGCAAAUAUCGAGGAACCUGCAGAAUUAGACAUUAUUAAUAGAUGCGUUGAAAGAGUUCUCAACAAAGGCGUGAGGGAGUUGGAGAUUGAGAUUAUUAACUUGUCAGAUAUCCCAAAGUACCGUUUGCCUGACACACUCUUAUCUGUUUCUGUGUUAAGAUCUUUGACCAUAAAUGGUUGUGAAUUGCCUUCUUCUUUGAUGGUGGAUGCUGUCAAGUUGUCAUUGAUUCAAUUGAGACUUGAAGACGUCACGAUAGAUGAUGAGGUGAUCAAGUAUCUCGCCACACGCUGCCCUCUUCUACAAGUAUUUGAGAUUAUUAGUUGUCCUGGCUUUAACAGGUUUUGUGUUCAUGGACAUCAAAAUCUUCAAGAAGUUAGGAUUGAGUAUUACACUCCAAUUGAGAGUAUAGACAUUGAAGCUCCUAAUCUAUCUCGUCUUUGGGUAGCAGAUUGGGAUCAAAGAGGGGCACCGCGAAUGAACCUGACCUCAUGCAAAAAUCUAAAAACAGUGUCUUACUUGGGGCAUCCCUCACCAAACUCGAACGGUUUCAAUGACCUCUUAUCCAACUUCCCCGUCAUUGAAAAUUUGGUUUUAGUUACUCAAUAUCCAUGCAACAACCUCAGGUUGUCGAGUCAUUCCUUGAGGACAUUGGUGCUGCGUGCAAACUGUGAUUUGGAAGAAAUCGAGUUCAGAACCCCCAAGUUGGUUUCGUUUUGUUACCCUUUUAAUCGUACUAUACUCUGGCCUCUUGUAUGGCAUUCAACCUAUUUGAAACCAUGUAUGCAAAUUUAUCCUGGCGAUCAUAUAGACACACUUUGGUUCCAGAAGUUAAGGCAGUUUUUGGACAAGGAAAAUGGAUUCAAGGUUUUCAACCUGUUUCUUCACGCCAUAUACUACCAGAAACUCAUAGAUUUAGAGAAGCUAAAGGCGAUUGGGUUGCCACCUUAUGAAUUGGAGCAUGUUGAGCUGCAACUAGAAGCCCAUGAAGAAUCAUCAGAUCGUAUAACUUUUUUGGAUGCUGUACUUUGGUGUUGUCGUCCUCGAUCUAUAACUUUAAGAUCGUCCCAUCCUUUAACUGAUUUUGAAGAACAAAGUGAUCUUGUCAAGUUUACAUACAAGAAGCUACUUGAACAAGAAGAUAAAGGCCAUACCAAUGUUCAUAUUGUGUCGCCUUCUUCUUCCAAAGCCAAAAAGCACUUUAGGGGCUUAGUGUGUGAAGGAAAAGCAAUUAGCUUCAUAAAGGAACAAGGUACACUUUUUAUUAACUAAUUAUAUAGACACAUUCUUUACCACACUUAAAGGUAUGCGGGUAUGGAGACAGUUAAAGGUAUGCGGGUAUGGAGAUUUGCUGAUAGAUAAAUUUGAGCAUAAUGCAGUUAACCUUU